AAACCAUCAACAAACUGGACAACACUCAUCAUUAGCUGUAUAAAACUCGCUACCUCAUUAUGGAUAUCGAGCACACGAUCGAUCCAUUCAGAGACGAAGGCACCACUAAUGCUGCGCUUACCUCCGCUUUACCUCCAUCUCCGCCUCCAUCUCUGCCUCACGCAUCCCCACCUACCAAUUAUAACCUAAGUUUGGCUACCUCUAAUAUUUCACCGCCAAACCACACAUCUAGCACCUACUCUUCCAACUUGGUCUCGUCAGCCCAUUCAUCAGAAGCUCCCAAACCGAUCUCUAUCUCACCAAUCACCACCCCUGGGCGUGGCGGAAGACCAACCCUGAGGGAUUUGAAAGAUGUUGAAGAGAUUCAAAUUGUGGACGCCGUAAAGACCAGUGAGGGAAGCUCUUCUACGUAUAUAGCUUACGUCAUUCAAAGUAGUCGUGGUACGGCGCGACAUCGGUAUUCCGAAUUCGAAUCCCUUCGGUCUGCUUUAGUUUCUCUUUAUCCAGUUCUGAUUGUCCCACCCAUUCCCGACAAGCAAUCUUUAGGUGACUACGCUUCACAUCCCUCUUCAAUGACCAAAACAAAAGAAGACCCCGUAACGGUUGCUCGGCGCCGGCGCAUGCUCGGAGUCUUUCUCAACCGGCUGGUUCGUCAUCCAGUGCUUGGUCGUGAGCGAGUCCUGUGGCGAUUCCUUGCGGAGGACCUAUCGUGGUCUGAAGUACUCCAUCAACCCCCGCUAACGACGUUGCCGAAGAAUGCGCUGCGCGCACCUGCGCAUGAUCCCUCUAAUCCUGAUCUCCAAGCCCUCUUUUCUCACUUACCUGUACCUUCAUCGUCGGCGGCGCCCCUCCAGGACCCAGACCAGCGUUUCCUCGAUUCGGAGGUCUUCACUCAAAAAUUCUCCGCUCAUCUUAGUGGAAGCUUAGAGAAAAUCAAUCGUCGGCUCAUGAAGCGAUGGUCUGAUCACGCUGUGGAUCAAGCUGAAAUGGGCGGCGUGCUUAACGGAUUCGCACUGGUGGAAGCCGAAGCCACCAGCACGGCUAUCGAGCGCACAGGGCAGGCCGUAGAUGCUACCUAUGUCGCCACCAACAUCAUGCUGCAAGACUGGGAAAGUCAAUUCACCGAACCCUUACACGAAUAUGCUCAAUUCUCGAAUGUGAUUAAGCAUCUUCUUCGGUUCCGACAUCUCAAGCAAGCUCAAUUCGAGAUGGCUCGUGAUACACUCGAUACCAAACGUCUUGUUUUAGAAGACCUAGAACGAAGUGAGGGUGAGGCUCAGCGUUUAGAGAGUGCGCUCAGUCGCGUACGUCAACUAGACCAGAGACGGGACGACGAUGAUGGUUCUUCCACUGUGGCUCCCACAAAUCACGUCAUUGGGUCAUCUGGUCCAGCUCUAAUCACGCCACUCAGAAAACCGGCCUCCACAGGUUUCUUGGGUGCCUUGAGACAUUCUCUCAAUGGGUUGGCCGACGUUGAUCCCGAAAGCUCCAGGCGAAAUAGCAUAGGUAAGCAUAAAGACUAUAUCACCAAUCUCGAAGACGGUCUGCGUGCGGCGUCUGCUGACUUGCGAUAUUGUUCUCAGACGAUCCAGGCUGACCUUGAUCGAUUUCAACGUCAGAAAGUUGCCGACUUGAAAGACAUGUGUCUGGCUUUUGCGCGAUUUCACAUACAGCUUUCAAAAAAGAAUCUCGAACAAUGGGAAGCAGCGAAAGAAGAUAUCAGCAAAGUCUUGACUGACUCAUGACAAUUAUAAUCACAGUUUAAUUUGUACACUUAUUCACUUCAUCUCUUAUGCGUUCUGAGUUUAGGCUUUUCUCGUAUGCUAAACCGGCUUGAGACUUUCAUAAGAUGCAUGUUCAUAAUUUAUUUGUUAGUUUAACUAAAUGGACCUUUUUGGCCAUUGUAACUUUCAUCUAGGGCCCCUCU
Melampsora larici-populina 98AG31 is the source of this 1927-nucleotide messenger RNA. RefSeq lists its product as uncharacterized. NCBI's taxonomy places the organism in Eukaryota, Fungi, Basidiomycota, Pucciniomycetes, Pucciniales, Melampsoraceae. Gene Ontology annotation, molecular function: phosphatidylinositol binding. The transcript is spliced from 8 exons. Bases 60 to 1745 code for a protein of 561 amino acids. The record is from RefSeq and is a predicted model, not a curated record. Gene Ontology annotation, biological process: retrograde transport, endosome to Golgi.